Epinephelus moara (kelp grouper) is the source of this 1505-nucleotide messenger RNA. Its product is annotated as transcription factor atf-2. Bases 87 to 1190 code for a protein of 367 amino acids. Gene Ontology annotation, biological process: circadian rhythm; regulation of DNA-templated transcription. Lineage: Eukaryota; Metazoa; Chordata; Actinopteri; Perciformes; Serranidae. The record is from RefSeq and is a predicted model, not a curated record. Gene Ontology annotation, molecular function: DNA binding; DNA-binding transcription factor activity. The transcript is spliced from 3 exons. Gene Ontology annotation, cellular component: nucleus.
UUGUGAUUGACAGAUUUACAGGAGUCUCUGUCAAAGCUGAUCCUAAAUCAUCCCACAGGUGUCAUCUUGUCAUUCAGUCUGGUGCCAUGUCCAGCUUGAGGAGCCUUAACCGCCCCGGGGCAGCAGCUCCGUGCCAGCCCUCCUCCUCGGUCGAAAGCAGCAGCUACAUGGAGCCUGAUCCAGACACUGCAACCCUCUUCCCGGUGACCCGGUCCUCCGUGCUGGCUCGCCGUCUCCUGCGUUUACGGGCUUACAGCAGACACGUAGGACCCGCUACUCGCCGCAAGAGGGAGAUGAUCCCCUCUGACAGGAAAGAUGCCAUCUACUGGGAUAAGCGUCAGAAGAACAACGAGGCGGCCAAGCGGUCCAGGGAGAAGAGGAGGCUGAGCGACCUGAUGCUGGAGAGUCAGCUGCUGGCUCUGACUGAGGAGAACGCACAGCUGCGGGCUCAGGUGCUCAGCCUGCAGUAUCACAGCAGCCUGAGUGCAGAAAAGAGCAAAGCUGACUCUGCGUGUGCAACAUCCACUGCAUCUGUUUCUGCUCUGCCCUCCAUAUCGAGUCACUCUCCAGCCCUCUUUCAGCCGGUACGCUGGGGCAACAGCAGCAACCCAGGCUCUGUCCUGGGUGUGAGGCAACAAGACACCCCCAUCCACCCUUUUGAGGCCAAGAUCCCUUGCUUUAGCUCAACUAGGGGGGACUUUCAUCCACAGAGUUCUCAAAACUGCAGCACACAACAAGGCAUCUCCCCCCUCUCCGGGCCCCGUGUCCUCUCUCCCCGAGCAGCUUUAGAAACCGGGAGGUCAGCAGAGGCAGAGACGGAUGCUCAGCGACAUGUCUCCUCCAGCGAUGACAUUCACAGCUCCUCCGAUCACCCUGCGUCAUCCAUGCCAGCGUUUCUGCCCACGUCUGACACACUCCACCAUGCCUCCAUUCUGUCAUACCCUCCUAGAAAUUGGCUGCUGCCCAGUCUGAAUCACUCGGCAGUGUGCAAUAAUUUUCUGCUGCCUUGGCGGUCCUCCUACCUGGCCCCACCGGCCGUCUACCGCGGCCUGCCUCUCUACAUACAGGAGAGACAAGGCCACGGUCUCGGUGUGGAGGCAGACCGUCAGGUAGGAUUCAAGGGCCGAUUAAGCAGUGCACCGGCGGGGAUGUCUCACCUCGGGGUGCACCUCAGUCCUGAUGGACGCUAACAGGACAGUUUGACUGUCACGACGUUUAUUACAAAACAACAUUUACUGUCCUAUUUUUUUAUUCAUUUAUGUCUUGUAAAAAUGCAAACAUCUGUGGGUUUUAAAUUACAAAUGAAUACCACAUAUGCAUCAGAUUUUGACAGCAUGUCACCAAGGAAGGCCUUUCAGUGAGAUUGGUCAUAAUGAAAACAGGAAAAAUGAGGGUUACUAAUACGCGUGGGCUAUAUUUCCCGGAAUAUAGACGACAUAGAGAAUAUUUUAAUGCAGCCUACACUGUUGAUAUACUGUGUGAUUUUCUGUGGUUUGAUAUAUGUC